Molecule: messenger RNA, 1005 nt
Organism: Hyaloscypha bicolor E
Lineage: Eukaryota; Fungi; Ascomycota; Leotiomycetes; Helotiales; Hyaloscyphaceae
Exons: 7
Coding region: 181-798 (205 amino acids)
Biological process (GO): regulation of vacuole fusion, non-autophagic
Cellular component (GO): phagocytic vesicle; late endosome; vacuole
Molecular function (GO): GTP binding; GTPase activity
Source: RefSeq, a predicted model, not a curated record
CUCAACAUCACAUUGAUAUUACAUCCAGACCUUCCCAGAAACGCAAAGAGGAAAGCGGUCCUUUUCAGAAAUUCUACAUUUUGGUCCUUCACUUUUGCAGAUCUUUCCAAAGUCCGACUCGAACUUCCUCCAUCUCCCAGGAAUCGUUAUCUCGCACCUCCAGCCUCCUCGCUCUCUACGAUGGCGUCCAGGAAGAAGGUCUUGCUCAAGGUCAUCAUCUUGGGCGAUAGCGGUGUCGGUAAAACGAGCUUGAUGAACCAAUAUGUCAACAAAAAAUUCAGUGCGAGCUACAAAGCUACAAUAGGUGCGGAUUUCUUGACGAAGGAGGUACUGGUCGAUGAUCGUUUAGUGACAAUGCAGCUUUGGGACACCGCGGGGCAGGAAAGAUUUCAAUCGUUAGGAGUUGCAUUUUACAGAGGGGCUGACUGCUGCGUACUUGUCUACGACGUCAACAAUUCUAAGAGCUUCGAUACACUCGAUAGCUGGAGGGACGAGUUUCUGAUUCAAGCCUCACCCAGAGAUCCGGACAGCUUUCCAUUCGUCGUGCUAGGCAACAAGAUUGAUGUCGAGGAGAACAAGAGAGUGAUCUCCUCGAAACGCGCCAUGACUUUUUGCCAAUCAAAGGGCGGGAUCCCGUAUUUCGAGACCAGCGCCAAGGAAGCUAUCAAUGUCGAGCAAGCAUUCGAAGUCAUUGCAAGAAACGCUUUAGCCCAGGAAGAAUCAGAAGAGUUCAGUGGUGACUUCUCGGAUCCCAUCAAUAUCCAUAUCGAGAACGAUAGAGAUGGGUGCGCAUGUUAGACCUUGCAGACUUGCGGUUACUGCACUGCAUUGGGAAAUCCUCGUUCGACCAUUUUCAUGAUAGUCCUUUUCUUUACCCCAGAUCAGCUUGCAUACAGCUAGCGUGAUGGGAGGGGUAGUCGGUGUACAUAAAGAUCAUUCACGGCGCUUUGGUGUCUGUGUUUCCUCGUCCAAGCAGAAUGCAUAAUAUUCGAACAUAAAGACCUG